Messenger RNA from Phaedon cochleariae (mustard beetle), 7976 nucleotides. Lineage: Eukaryota; Metazoa; Arthropoda; Insecta; Coleoptera; Chrysomelidae. The record is from the annotation of a GenBank genome assembly.
AUGGACAUAGCCCAAAAAGAUCUUGGCAUACCAGCAGUUUUAGAGCCUGAAUACCUAGCAUCUCCUUGGUUGGACGAGCUCUCAGGGAUGACCUAUCUGUCCUACUUCAUGAAACCUGGCUCGCCAGGUUUCCAUGCCACGUUGAAAUGGGUCAACUCGAGGUUGGAAAAGUCCGUCAGCAACUUUACUGUAAGUGUGCAACCAGUGUUAUCGGCCAAGGAUAUGGCCGAUAGUCACGUGGAGCACUUAGGUGUAAUGGCGUAUGCUGCUCAUUUUCAAUGGGUACCUGAAAGACCUCCUCUGCACGAUCUCAUGAAUGCUACCCUGAACUCCACCUCUGGAAGGGUGGGAGAACCGACCCACUAUCAAGUAACCCUCCUAGACUCGUCCCUGUCAUACUCCAAAGUGACCACGGAAAUACGAGGGCCGGACAACAAAAUCUACAAUGGCAGACAGCUCAGCCAGGGCAGAGGCACAUUCACACCCACCAAGGUGGGUAUGCACGAGCUGAUAGUCAAAUACGAGGGCGAAGAAAUUCUCACCGGGCACUACUUCCGAGUGCUGCCCCCUAUGGUGGAGGUGGCGCCACCAGGAAUGGCUCCCUGCGCUCUUGGAUCGCUAGUCCAGGUUCUGGUGAACGCAACAGGGACUCCGAGAAGAGAAGACAUCUUGGUGACAGCGUACGGCCCUACUGGCAGGCCUCUGGACUGUCCUCUGACGGGUGGACCCUUCACGUGCUCAGUUUUCGACCCCAACGGCACCAAAGUCUCGGGCCUUGAAGGAGCCCUACCGUUGGUCCCUCACGCAAUCGACCUAGACUGCAGAGCCGCUGGAGUACCUGGUGACAUCUGUGCCGACAUAGUACACGAUAAACGCUCUGUACAUUGCCACGUCGAAAAACUCGACAGCUUCCACUACAGAAUCCAUUUCACGCCCAAAGAUGCCGGAAAACACAGGGUUUACGUAUACUUCAAUGGAUAUGACGUCAAAGGUUCUCCCUUCAUGAUGCGUGUAGGAACUCAAAAGCGGUCAAAGUACCACAAUAGCAGCCCCAGCUCUACCUAUAGAGCUAGUCCUACCAACCGCUUCACCAGCUCCAGUCCUACUACAGCUAGAAAUACAAUGUACAAUAGUUACAGGCAGAAUGCAAGUCCUCUUCUAGAAGAAAAUCAUAAGUUCGCACAGGACUAUCACAUGAAGACGGUAGCCGAGAAACGAAUGUCGUCUAGCUCCCCUAGCUACAACGAACGCAACAGCCCUAGCUACAUGCACAGAACCAACAGCCCCAGUCACAAGCAACGAACCGAAAGUCCCAGCUAUGCUCCUCCCAGUCCUAGCUACGCACCUCCGAGUCCUAGUUAUCGCCCAACCAGUCCUACUUUCCGUCCAACCAGUCCUACUUACCGCCCCACCAGUCCCACUCAUCGGCCUGCCAGUCCUACUUACAGGGUUAACAGCCCGAUGCGUGGUAGAGACAGUCCGGACUAUAUAUCGAGUAAGAAAUUGAAUGAGAAGAGGUACGACACGUCUAGUCCUGGGUUUGCGAAGAAAACGGAGUUUGAUAUGACGAGCAAGAUUUCUUCCAUGAGGAUGGCCGAUUCAAGGAGUCCUAGUUAUAUGGACAGAUUACCAGAAACCAGAUCCAGUCCAGAUGUCGGAACUUACUCAACCUCUAGAUACGACAAGAAAGUCACUGAAAGUCGCACUUACAACAGCUCUAUGACCGAAGGAGUCGAUACCAGUCCCAUAAUAAAAGUGUCUUCAACCACUAAUGACACCGGUACUUCGAGGAGAGACUCUUGGGACGCCAUCGCCAAAACCAAGAACAUCCUCUCCGAUAGGAGUUUGGAGUCGAAAAUAGAGGAGCACUCGCGGAACGUGAGGCAAGCACAGAGCUACAACAACGAGCAAGCUUACAAGUCCAACUACGACCAGAGCUACUCCACCCAGACGUUUUCUACGAACGUCGGGGGUUCGGGAGACCAUGGCUUCGGAAGGAGCAGUCCGGUGUACGGGAGGGUGGUCAAAGGGGGUGGGGCGGGGGCUGUGAGAGUGCAAACGGUGCCUGACGGUGUUCUGGGGCAGCCCGUGGAGUUUGAGAUUGACGGUAGCGGAGCAGGAUCAGGAGACCUGGAGAUUCUAGUGGAGGGUGGUCGUGUGACGUCAAGCGUCAAAAGCUUGGGCGGCCAGCGGUUUAGGGCGGCUUUCACCCCCCACCAAGCCCUGCCACACAGGGUGGACAUUAAAUUCAACGGCGAGACGGUGCCAGGCAGCCCCUGGCAUGUCAACAUCAUGUCGAACAAUGCCGCCCUCUCCGUCCUAGGCGAGUCCACGCGUCUCGUCCCUGCCAACUCGACGACCGUCUUCGAGAUUAUAACCCCCACCAACACCGCCCCGGCCGACCUCGUGUGCCACGUGAUCUCCCCCACCAAGCGUAGCGUGGCUGCGCGCGUCAUUCCCGGCAGCCGUUCGGGCGUGCAGAGCGUCGAAUUCGUGCCUACCGAGGUGGGGACUCACGUGGUCGAGGUCGCUGUCAAUGGGGAAAAAUUGCCUUCUGGGCCUCUGGUCGCGAAGGUUUACGAUGCGGGGUUGAUUCAGGUGGCGGAUGUUGGAGGGGGAGUGUCAAUCCCCUUUUGGGCCACUGUACUUUACCCUUUAUUCUUUCGAAACCCGAAUCUUGGUUCAAGUUUUUGGUUCUGGUUGGCAAGAGAGUCAGCGGUGUCCUCGGCGGUGUCUUUUGUAUCUACUCAUUCAUGUCCUUUGACACUAGUUGACGCCAGCCAAGCAGGAGAAGGCCAGCUAGAGAUCUCCAUAAACGAAGGCGAAGUCCCCAACCAUGUCCAAGUCGUGGGAGGCGGCCGCUGCCUGGUCUCCUUCACCCCCGACCAAUCCAAGCCCCAUCUCAUAGACAUCAAAUUCAACGGCGAAACGGUCAGAGGCUGCCCGUUCGUCUGCCAAGUCUCCGACACAAGCAGGGUCACCCUGUCGCUCGCCCACUUAGAACUAGUCCCCGUAAACCAGCCCAGCUCCUUCCACAUGGCCGUAGCCGGUGGAGGGGCAGCCGAGCUGGCCGUGGCAGUCAGAGGGCCGGUGGGCGAGCUCCCGGUCAAGGUCACGGGCGACAUACACUCGGGCUUCACAGCCGAGUUCACGCCUGCGCAGGUCGGCGCGCACCAGAUCCACGUCGACUACAACGGGCGGCCGGUGCAGGGCACGCCCUUCGUCGCCAAGGCCUUCGACUCGGGCAAGGUCACCGUGGGCUCGGUGGCGCGGGGCACGGUGGGGCGGGCAGUGACCUUCUCCGUGGACGCCAGCGAGGCCGGCGAGGGCAACCUGGAGAUCACGAUCUCCGCUAGGGGGCUGAACAUCCCCACGCAGGUGCACCCGCAGGGGAACGCGCGGUUCGCGGUGAGCUUCGUGCCGGCCGAGGCGUGCGAUCACGUGGUCAAUGUGGCGUUCAACAAGCGGCCUGUGGUGGGGUGUCCGCUGAUCGUGAGCGUGGGGGGCAGCGGGACGGGGCCCAGCGUGACGCUGCCGGGGCCGGGGCCGGUGCAUAGGGCGAGCACGCUGUUGGUGAAUCAUCCGGGCCGGCUGGAGGACAUCGAGGUUAACGUUGAGGGUGAGGAAGGCGAUAAGGGCGGGGGUGGACCUGGUGGCCAAGCGGUACCGACACAAGUACAGCCCUUAGGCAACAACCAAUUCAGAGCCGAAUUCGUACCCAGAGUGGUGGGGGAACACCGAAUAAACGUCAGCGUCAGCGGAGUACCAACAGCAGGAAGCCCUUACGCCGCCAAAGUAUACGAUGUCCAAGCCAUCAAAAUAAAGGAAUCGCCAAGUGGUGUGGUUGGAAAGCCAGUCACGUUUUUAGUCGAAACCAGUCAAGCUGGACCUGGAAACUUAGAAGUAACGGUCAAUGGUGGCCUGGUACCGACUUCAGCUCAAGCACAAGGGCCUCACACUUAUGCCAUAGCAUUCACACCUCGAGAAGCUAGUGUACACUCUGUAGAUUUGAGAUUCAAUGGUCAAGAUGUACCUGGUAGCCCUUUCAAAUGUAAUGUGACGCCUGCUGCUAGGAUCCUUGCUCUGGAAACGCUGGACAAGGUAUCAGUUGGUAGACCUUGUACUUUUAUCGUUGAAGGUCCGAAUCCUCCUAUAGUUGAAAUUCUAGGGCCAGCCAGAAGAAAUUUAGUUACUCAGGUUCGACCACAGGACAACACAGUUGGAAAGUUUGAAGUGUCUUUCACUCCAGUGGACGUAGGAGAUCACAGUGUUGAAGUACGCUUACAAUCUGGACAUAUUGAGGGCAGUCCUUUCCUAAUAAAGGCUUACGAUGCUAACAGAGUUACAGUUACUGACAUCAUCGAUGGUGUAGUUGGUAAAGCGGUCUCUUUCAGCAUCAAUGCCUCCCAGGCUGGUGCUGGAAAUCUUGAGAUCAUAGUAGCAGUUGGUGGUAGAAAUGUUCCAAAUUUUGUGCAGAGUGAAGGAAAUGCGAGAUUCAAAGUUAACUUCAAGCCUACUGAAGCUGCCACACAUACUCUUAGCGUGAGGUUCAACGGCCAGCCUGUCCCAGGAUCACCUUUCAACUGCAAAGUCAGUCCUGGAAAUACUCAACCUAGAGUUCCAGUAUCUGGAAAUGGCAUAGAACUUUCUCCUGUGGGACACCCUGCUGAAAUCAAGAUAGAAGGCGUAACAACUGGAGAACCACAAGUUGUAGCUACAGCACCUACUGGCAAAACCCUCCCUACUAAACUGAUCGUAAACAACGACACCUAUAUCGCCAGAUUUGUGCCAGAAACAGUAGGUAGACACUCGGUAGCAAUCUUAAUCAACGACCAACACGUCAUUGGCUCUCCAUUUAGCUGCAAUGUCUACGACGUCAAUAAGGUUAUUGUCACCGGACUACCUGGUCGCAAAUCCGACGUGAUCAAAUCUCUAGGUGAGAUGAACUUGAAGGACACUGGCACAGCUGAAGUAGGGAAGCCUGUUACCUUCAGCGUAGAUGCUGCUCAAGCCGGGGAAGGAACCUUGGAGCUAGUGGUAUCAACGCAACAUACUACUAUCAAAGCAGAGGUAGUCGCUUGUGCUAGAGGAUUGUAUGAUGUCACGUUUGUUCCAUUGACAGCUGAAGAUCACUACGUGAAUAUAACCUUCAACGAAAUGACCGUGAUUGGUAGUCCUUUCCAUUGCAGCGUCAUAGAAUCUACGCAGUACUUCCAAAUAGGUUCUACGGCUUACAUUGAUUUGCCUAGCGAGAACCAUAGAAUCGAAAUCACUGACCCCAAUAACUACCAUGUCAAGUACAUAGUGAACAACUAUAAGGGGGAAUUUGUCUUGACUCAGACUGGAACUUACAGGCUGAAUAUACUCAAGGAUAACGAAGUUGUUGCCACUAGGACAUUCCAUGUGUUCGAUACUACGAAAAUAGAUGUUAUCAAUGCCCCUGAGGCUAUUUGCCAUAGACCGUCUGUCAUCGGAAUCAACAUGAAUAAAGUUGGACCUGGAAAACUGACAGCUAUGGUUAAGAUUGCUAAUAAAGAUGUAGCACACAGUGUUAGACAAAGUCCAACCAAUGCUAAUAUGUGGGAAGUCGUGUUCCACCCUACUCAAGCGGCACCUCAUAGAGUAACAUUACUCUACAAUGGAGUGCCCAAAUUUGGUGUGCUAGAAAUACCAGUGAAAGGCCCUGGAAACGAACCUUGGUGUGGAGGAAUAGGUCUUUACCAAGCUAGAGUCGGAAAAGUCAACUCAUUCAACAUAGAAACUCUCGGUAGAUCAGCCAGAGAGUUUGAUGUAGUAGUUAGUGGUCCAGCUGGUUCAGCAAUUCCAGUGCGAUGCUAUCAAACGAAAACUGGAAAACUCCAAGCUGAGUUUACAUCUAGAGAGAUUGGAGCACAUAAAGUGGAAGUUCUUCACCAAGGAAAGCACCUAAACGGAAGCCCCUUCACUUGCCAGAGUUUCGACCCAGACAAUGUCAAAAUCGUCGACAUCCCUACAUCACAAGGAAAUGUUGGAGAAAAGGUGUUCUUCAAUGUUUCCUCUAAGAAUGCAGGUUCUGCUGAACUCGAGGUCCAAGUUUCCAACCCCAUAAACCAAACUCUAGCAGUCCAUCAAUCCAUCGUGGACGACUCCCUAGCCCAAGUGAUGUUCCUACCCUCGAUGGCAGGUCUCUAUCAAGUGACAGUCACUUACGGAGCUGUCCCAGUUAAAGGAUCUCCACUAGCUUUAGGAGUGGGGCCUGUUGGUCCUACUCCUCCUCCUCGAGCAGUUGGACGUGGCCUGGAAGUCGGCAAAGUGGGAGAAAAAGCAUCGUUCACUGUAAGCAGCGUGAUACAGCCAAGAGUGUCUGUGGAAGCAGUGGAGGGGAACAUAGAUGUGCAGAUGCAGUGUCCUAAGCCUGGGGAGUAUAGCGUGAGCUACACUCCCAAAUGGGUGGGGACCUACGAUAUUAUCAUUAGUAUUGGACCAAAUGAUUUGCCUGGUUCACCGUUUAGACCAAAUAUCGUGGACCCAUCGGCUGUGAGGCUUAUUGGAGGUUGGUCACAGUUACUCGAUGACUCUGGACGCAUCAAACUACCUGCCAAACUGGCCUUCGACAUUGCAAAUGCUGGUCCAGGCAAUUUAGAUUGCAAAAUAUCCGGUAGGAAAGUGAAUGCGGAGAAGAAUGGUUCCAGAGUACGUUUUGAGCUGUCAGGAGAAGGUCUGAGCCCUGGGGAGCAUGAGUUCGAGAUCAAAUUCGCUGGCAUGAGCAUACCAGAAGCUCCUCAAUCCAUCAUGUGCCUAGGAGAUCAGGUGGUUCUCACUGGAAGAGGUUUAGCUCAUUCCCAAUGUGGAGAACCUGCUGUUUUUACCAUUGACGGUUCUAGAGCUAGUACAGGUAAUCCUGAGGUGACGUUAAAUGCAGCUGAUACCAACAUUCCUGUUCCUGUGAUGAUUAGUUUGGCUGGAGAUAAGAUUUGGAAGGCAGCCUACACUACUUCGGUCCCUGGGAACUAUUUGUUAUCUGUACUUUGGGCCGGUAGACCAGUUAAGGGUUGCCCUUUGGUGGUUGAAGCCAAAGGUGGUGCUGAUGCUUCGAAGGUUCUUUGUUCUGGAGAAGGCCUUCGUCAAGGCGUAGUAGGCAGAGAAAUUAGGUCCUGGAUCGACACUAGAAGGGCUGGACCUGGCGAAUUGACUGCACAUUGUACUGGGCCUAGGAAAGUCGCGUACUGCGAACUGUACGACCAUGGGGAUGCUACCUUUACGCUGAAUGUCAAACCACAAGAAUCCGGAAGGCAUGCUCUGACUAUCAAAUACGCUGGUCAGCACGUGACUGGGUCUCCGUUUACGCUCAGAGUGGCCGGAGCUCCCGAUCCCAGUAAGGUUCGUGUUUAUGGUCCAGGAGUCGAACAUGGAGUUCUUGCGACUUUCCAGUCGAGAUUUAUUUGCGACACUAGAGGAGCUGGAGCAGGUCAGUUGACCGUUAGAGUGAGAGGCCCUAAAGGAGCUUUCAGAGUAGAGAUGCAGAGGGAGAGUCAAAAAGACCGAACAAUACUUUGCAAGUACGAUCCAACUGAGCCAGGAGAUUAUCGCGUAGAAGUAAAAUGGGCAGGAGAAUUAGUACCAGGAUCACCUUUCCAUGUCAUGAUUUUCGACACUCAAGAAGAACUUAGAAGAUACAUCAACUCUUUGUGAAGGAUUCCGUGUUAUAUUUCAUUUGGGAAUUGAUUUUUUUUUCAUUUCAAUAGUUCACGUUUCCAGCCAUCAAACGAAUAGGUAGUGAUUGUCAAAAAAAAAAUGUGUUGUUUCAAUUUUGUUUGUUAUUAUUUUAUUAAAGAUCGAAUGUUUGUUGUUCCACUGAUUUUUAUUGUAAUGGAUGAUUUAUUGCUAACGGAUUUGUAAAAAAAAACGUAUCGUCACUUUUAGAGAUUAAUAUAUUUUUAUACCUUCACAUAUAAUUCGUCUGAUUUUAAUAAAAUGUUACAAUAAUGGAAUGAUUU